AUGGAAGAUGAUUAUUGUGCCAGUGAACCUUGGAUCGAUCGAGCAGCGACACUUUGCGAGGAAGAUCCGCGGCAGACAUACCUGGAGCUAAUCAAUACACAACUAUGCUGGUUGUUUCCCGAGUUCGUUCGAAAUCUACAAGCACAAUCGCCCCAUGAACGAGAGAUGAGCAGGACAGCGGUCAUUGAGUACCAUGACAAGACACAAUCUACCCAAGCUGUUUUCAAAACCUCGAAGGAGUUACAGUGUUAUCUUCAGACACCUACAGAUGGAGAAGAAAAUGGACCGCGAAGACGCCUUUUUCUGCUGGAAGACCUUUCGUCAAGUUCCAUCGAAGUCCUUGGUUCACACCUUCGGAUCCCCCCAACUGUUUUUGGCGCUCAUUGGGCAGACCCUACAAACCCUACCUUCAACUAUCGGAAUCCAUUAUCACGUUUCUCUGAAGACGCUUUCGUCGUUAGGUAUCCAUCCACGCAGCCUAUUCGCAUCGAUGCAUCCCCCGAUUUGCAAAGCACUAUAUAUCGCUACAACUCCAAUGUUCAUCGGCACAUCCAUUGUUAUGAUCCUAAAGGUCCGAUCAUCGAUCAACCCAAGAGCUAUCAUGCCUUAUCAUUCUGGACAUCAGGCGUGAGGAAGGACGGCUCGUGGGAUUCCGUGCUUAUAGUUGAUCCUCCAGUCGGGGACUGUGUCAAGUCACUUCCUGAUGGCGUCCUACUCAAGGUCGAUCACUCUUCGAACGAACACGCAUACUCCCGUAUGCAUUCUCUCACCCCAGACUUCAAUACUGUCAGUAUACUUCCUUCGGACCCAGGGGAGUGGGCGCAGGGCUGGAUACACCCUCAAUAUUACUCAAUCUUCGACGAUAUCCUCGCCGUCAAUGAAAGCUCCCAACCACGGGUUCAAGACCCAAGGGUGUCAACCGAAAUAGCACGGAAGCUUGCCAUAUGUUCCUUCCUAACUUUCUUGCGCCGCCGCAUCCUAAACAUGCUCAGGCUUCCGGCCAAUCCCCGUACUACUGCGCUCCAUAUUAAUCGGUGUGACUACCUCCGCGAAUUCGGAGAAGGUGUCCUAAGCAGCUGGCAUCACGAGCUCUUCGGUUUCGUAGUCAACGUAAAAUACAUCAUGGGUAUCAUGGCGAGGGAAGCCGAAGACAAUGUCGUAGCAUUAGGGUUGAACCGCGCAUCUACCGUAGACGAUUUAGGAGCACCUCAAUGGGAACAAGACGGCUGGACUGCGAUCCAGGAGCAUUGUGCCAAGAUCAUCGCCAUGGCAGAAGCUUUCUUACAAUCUUACUUGCAAUUCACCAGCAUGCAGGAAGCACAGGCUGCGAACCGAAAUGCCAUGAGUCUGGCGCGGAUCACCAAUCUGACCAUGGUGUUCAUUCCGCUGUCAACUAUUGCGGCAAUUUUCUCCAUGAGCGAAGAUUUCAUGCCGGGCAAGAGCAAGAGUUGGAUCUUUUGGGUUGCAGCUUUGCCAGUGCUGUUUGUCACGUUUGCGUUGACAACGGAGUCUCGGUCCAGUAUAAAGCGGUGGUGGAAAUUGGGUCAAGAAAGGUGCAGAAAGGAUCGGGUUAAGGCUCAAUACGUGGCGUGA
Molecule: messenger RNA, 1593 nt
Organism: Cucurbitaria berberidis CBS 394.84
Lineage: Eukaryota; Fungi; Ascomycota; Dothideomycetes; Pleosporales; Cucurbitariaceae
Exons: 2
Coding region: 1-1593 (530 amino acids)
Biological process (GO): transmembrane transport; metal ion transport
Cellular component (GO): membrane
Molecular function (GO): metal ion transmembrane transporter activity
Source: RefSeq, a predicted model, not a curated record